Molecule: messenger RNA, 1371 nt
Organism: Corticium candelabrum
Lineage: Eukaryota; Metazoa; Porifera; Homoscleromorpha; Homosclerophorida; Plakinidae
Exons: 5
Coding region: 112-1371 (419 amino acids)
Biological process (GO): regulation of signal transduction
Cellular component (GO): nucleus; cytoplasm
Molecular function (GO): G-protein alpha-subunit binding
Source: RefSeq, a predicted model, not a curated record
GGAAAGAGUCUGAGAUGUGGAUGCUGGAAAGUGCGUAGUCUGAGACGAACGGUCGUGUUGUUGAAGCUAGACACACCAAGAUCUUAAACCAUCGAUACACGUGCUGCUGGGAUGACGACACUGCUGCCAAAUGCUCUCCAGUUUCAAGAACUGCUGCACAAUCCUACGUUCGUCGACUUUCUCAACACGUUCCUCAAUCUUCCGGCAUUUCCAUGCCGACUUUUCUAUAGAAAGUCACUUGAGUCGUUUGAGGUAGAUUCGGUGGCAUUUCACAGCGACAUGCAUUCCCUUACGUUUGAACAAGAACGAUUGAUGGGAUGGUUGCUUGACAGCAGAGUGGCGUUCUACUACAAAACCGAACUAUACAGAGAGUGUACGCUGGCCAUGAGACUGUCCGCACCGCACCAAUCAGGAGACACGGUGGGUGAAGCCAGUCCGUCACCGUUCUUGCUAUGCACGACGAGCACUUGCCUGGUGGCGCAGUUUGGUGACAGUGUACGCAACGAGAUGAGCACCAUUGCCGGUCUGAAGACAUUCAAGGCAUUUCUUAGAGGCACACCCGGAGAGCAUUUGGUCGGUUUAUAUCUCGACGUCAUGAAGGUGUACCUCUGUCAAGAUCAGUUCAAGCAGCAAAGACUCAUACAAAAGAUUUCUGGACGUUACUUGUGGAGCAAAUCGAAUAGGAGCCUUCCUCCGGAUGUGCGCCAACUGCUUCAAGUGUCGAUCCAUCGCUCCACGAAGCUGGCGAAUUCGAGAUGGAGAGCGGGAGAGAUAAAUGCGGCGCUCGACGAGAUCAUCAAGGCGACAGUUUGUCGACUACAGUGCUAUUGGUAUCGUCGCUAUUUGGUCCACAGAGCUGUGAUCAAGUGCCAUACAAAAUCGAAGGACACACUGCAGUUGCUAUGUGAUGUGUGCAGAUCUGUGUUAUUGGUCAGUGACAAAUCCAUGACGAAACUGGCGUCGUUCGUUAGUCGAGACGUGAAAAACUGUGACUGUUGUGCGAUCACAUGUUUGAUCUCGAACGCGGGAGUACACAACUGUAGAGAUAAUCAGACUGCGUCGUCGCCUUCCGAUGAUUCUCGUGCAGCAGGAUUGUCUGAAUGUAAGGAGCACGUGACGGUUAUGGGAAGCUUUGACUGCAGCAUGAAUCUCUCUCGAGCUCUCCUCCAGGACGUGACGUCUGGUGCGUGGACACAGGAAGCACGAGCUCUUACCGCAGCUCUAAUAUCCGAUCAGUAUGCCGGAUCGCCAUUUGGCUGUUACCUCCAGCAACGAUCAAAAACGAUAGUAUCGAAUUGCUUACUAUUGUGGCGAGAGGCACUCGAUCUUAUACAAUCGUGUACAAAACGACUUUAUUUGAUUUUGUCGUAG